AUGGUCCUUGACUGGCUUAUUUCCAAGAGCGAGGUGACCAGUACCCAGAAGCAAGAUAUGGUCACUGUCAUCAACUUUGACGACGAGGCCUAUCUGGACUACCCGCUUGGAGACCCCGGUGCGGCUGCGAGCUCGCUGGCACAGAUCGGCGCAGAUGGCGGCACCUAUAUUGCAGGCGGUGUUCAAAUGGCCAUUCAACAACUUACCGCGGCAAAAACUGGAGACACUGCCGGACGAAGUGGCAUUCUAGUCUUCACUGACGGAGAGGACUCGAGUACUUCCGACCUCGUGAAUCAAAUCAACCGUGCUACCAGCCUCGGUAUCAGAGUGGCAUUCGGGUUCCUGGACGACUCUUCCAGUUUGCAGGACACAGAUGUCCUUUCGUCGAUUAUGCAUUCGGGUGGAAGAUACUUUACCAUACAGAACUACAAUGCGUCCAAAGCUUUUAUUGACGGUAUCAUCGUCAAUGGUCUUACCAGAAACGACAAUCCAGACGGAGAUACUACCACUCUGCUGGCUGGUCUCGACGCGUCGCACUUCAUUUCGGGCUCCGAGACACAAACCAUGACUUAUAGUGCACGGUCUAAGGAGCAGCUUACGUUCAAUGUUCAAAGCGUCGAUGCUGGCACUCUGGCGGUCCAAAUCGUUUCUGGCGGCAAGACCCUUGCCAAAGGCUCAGCAGAUUACUAUUCUAGCUACUAUGGUAGCGGGUUCUCUGUCGUUGCUCCCAGUACCGACACGAUUGACGUGAAGGUCACCGCCGACAACGCCGACAAGAACUCCAUCUUCGUCGUCGGUGUGACCUCGAACCUGCCGCCAGAGAACUGCACCGUUGCCGUUGGUGACGCUCCGAAGAAGAACAAUGUACCCCAAAUCGUCGAGGGCACCGUGAGCAGUGUGGUCGGACUCGUCGUCUUGGCUGUCAUUGGCUAUUUCAUCUACAAAUACUGCUACAAGCGGCGCGGAAAACACCUUCCCCCUCAUGACACGGACCGCUGGUCAGAUCGCUCGCUCGAUUCGAAGCACCCCCCACAGACAGCAGUUCGAGAAAUACCAGGCCCCAACCCGAAUCGCAUCCCUUGGUUCAAGUUCCCGCCGCCUUUGCCGCCCAUGCAUCAUCACCCACCUCACCACAAGAGGACUAGGGAUGACCACGACCGCGACAUGGAUCAAGACUCGGGUUCAGAGGCUCCCACCGAGGACAGUUGCGAUAACCAUUCGCAGUUCUCGAACCCCCCAGACAAGAUGAACCAUGACGAGCCCCCGUGCCACAAUGGCGAUCCGUCCUGUCAACCCCCUUACCAGAACAACUGCCCUCCAUAUCAGAACGGCAAUCCACCAGGCCAGCCGUCCUACCCCAACCAGCCAUCUUAUCCCAGUCAACCGCCGAACCCGAAUCAACCAGGCUAUCCCAACCAGCCAUCGAAUCCCAGUCAACCAUCGCACCCAAAUCAACCCCCCAACCCUAGCCAGCCAUCAAAUCCCAAUCAGCCCUCCAAUCCACCAAACCCCGACCAGCCGGACGACCACGAGCACACUCCGCACGCACACAUGCGUCUCCGGACGUACGGGAACAACCACCACCACCACACCUCGUCGGAGCACCCAUGCUGGCAAAAGAAAUGCCCGAUCGUGGCCACGACACACGCGUGCGACGACCCACGCCACCCGUGCACGUGCGUCGACCCCAAAUGCCCCCUGAACCGGCGACGGCACCGGUGUCGCGACAACGAGCGGCCGCACACCUGCCCCGGGCCGGACGUCGACCCGCGCUGCCCCCUAAACGACCCCGAGUACGCCCGGCAGAAGAAGGAGGAGCGCGACCUGCUCGUGCGCAAGUACGUGGCGCAGGAUCUGGCGAAGGGCGGCGUCAAGAUGGCGGCGUCGACCGCCGCCCAGGCCGCGCUGAUGUCGCAACUUUAG
Molecule: messenger RNA, 1923 nt
Organism: Fonsecaea erecta
Lineage: Eukaryota; Fungi; Ascomycota; Eurotiomycetes; Chaetothyriales; Herpotrichiellaceae
Exons: 2
Coding region: 1-1923 (640 amino acids)
Source: RefSeq, a predicted model, not a curated record